GUAAGGGAUAAUUCAUACAGAUAUUGAAGAUCUGAAUCUAGUCUAUUGAUGGAUUCUUUCUUCAGCAAAGGUUUCAAAGCUGCUAAAUGUAAAACCCUAUUGAAAUUGACGAUUCCUCGUAUCAAACUACUAAGGAAUCGUAGGGAGAUGCAGCUGAGGCAGAUGAGAAAAGAAAUUGCUAAGCUACUAGAGACUGGUCAGGAAGCUACUGCUCGGAUUCGGGUAGAGCAUAUAAUAAGAGAAGAGAAAAUGAUGGCAGCACAGGAGAUAGUCGAGCUAUUCUGCGAGCUUAUAUCUGUUCGUCUUCCAAUUAUCGAAGCACAAAGGGAAUGCCCUCUAGAUCUGAAAGAAGCUAUUUCAAGUGUAUGUUUUGCUGCACCAAGAUGUGCAGAUCUUCCCGAACUGCUACAGGUUCAGAUGCUGUUCGUCGGUAAAUAUGGGAAAGAAUUCGUCGCUGCUGCUACAGAGCUCAUGCCAGAAUGUGGUGUCAACCGCCAGCUGAUAGAGUUGCUAUCUAUUCGAGCACCUGCUCCUGAUGCGAAAUUGAAGCUGCUGAAGGAAAUUGCAGAGGAGAAUGAGCUAGAUUGGGAUCCAAGUACUUCUGAAAAUGACCUGUUGAAGUCACAUGACGACUUACUGAAUGGCCCCACACAAUUCGGUAGUGGGGCUAAGGUCCCUCUUCCCAAGGAAAGGUUUGAUGAGUUGCAGCAACCUGCUUCAGAACAAGUCUCUGAUAAACAAACAGAAUCUGAGUCCGAAUUUGACUCGUUAGAUUUUCCAGAAGUUCCUAAGCAGCCACUACGACCUAGCACCGGUGGAGUUUCAGUCCCCGAAAUGUUUCCUUUCCCGGCCUCCGCUCUAUCUGACUCCGAUGAGGAGAUAGCUAAGCCUUCUGAAGACGCGGAGAUCAAAUCUCACAAGCAAAAUGUGGAGCGAGAUGAAGUCUUGCAAGAGAAGGUAGUUUCAAAAGAUUUAGGAUCACCUGAAACUUUAUCUGCACCUGAAGAGGAGAAACAGUUUUUGCCAUUCAUGGUUCCCCCGCCAAAAUCAUCUCCAUUCUCAUCAACACAAAGUACCACAACCAAAAGUACUCAACCCCUCUCUACUACAAAGACCAAAGUUGAGACAGACAUAGAUUUGCAGGAUGUAUUGGCUGCUGCCCAGGCAGCUGCUGAAUCAGCUGAACGUGCAGCUGCUGCUGCUCGCUCAGCAGCUAGCCUUGCUCAGUUUAGAAUCAGUGAGCUUACCAGGAAAAGGAGUGAAGAGGUGCCUGGAAGCCCCAGCGAGAACCCCUUUUAUGCUGAGAAACAGGAACAGGAAUCUCACAUCCUAGAAAAGGCUCCCUUUGACCUCCAACAUCAAUUGUCAAACUCUGAUGGUAUCCCCAGUCCACUUCAUGGCAGCCCAUCGGAGCAUCAGGUGUCAAAUAUUCCUUCAUAUAAUGCAACAGUAGGUUUUGAGUCCUCCAUGACUAUUCAUCAUCCUGCUCAGGGAACUGCUCUUCACCAACCGCAGAGAUUGCCGUCCCUGGACGAUGAAACAUAUUAUUCAUAUCCUAACUUGUUUACGGCAAAUGGCUCUAAUCCCAGUUCUCGUUCACAGUCAUUCAAAGAUAAUAUUAGGUCCAGCCAUGAUAAGUAA
Nicotiana tabacum (common tobacco) is the source of this 1641-nucleotide messenger RNA. RefSeq lists its product as uncharacterized. Gene Ontology annotation, biological process: protein transport. NCBI's taxonomy places the organism in Eukaryota, Viridiplantae, Streptophyta, Magnoliopsida, Solanales, Solanaceae. The record is from RefSeq and is a predicted model, not a curated record.